This is a messenger RNA of Drechmeria coniospora, 1398 nucleotides long. RefSeq lists its product as uncharacterized. The coding region runs from base 1 to 1398 and encodes 465 amino acids. Gene Ontology annotation, biological process: rRNA processing; ribosomal large subunit assembly. The transcript has 2 exons. NCBI's taxonomy places the organism in Eukaryota, Fungi, Ascomycota, Sordariomycetes, Hypocreales, Ophiocordycipitaceae. The record is from RefSeq and is a predicted model, not a curated record. Gene Ontology annotation, cellular component: preribosome, large subunit precursor. Gene Ontology annotation, molecular function: rRNA binding.
AUGGCGCGCAGAAGAACGAAGAAGAGAACGCACGUCGGGGCCAAUAACCCGCAGACGGACUCGGCCGGUCAUGCAUCGGCGCGCGAUCCCAAGAGCAUGGUGAUUCGCAUCGGCGCCGGCGAGGUUGGAGCGAGCAUCAGCCAGCUUGCAACCGACGUCCGAAGGGUGAUGGAACCCGGCACGGCGAGCCGGUUGAAGGAGCGGAGGGCCAACCGGCUCAAGGACUACGUCGUCAUGUGCGGCCCCCUCGGCGUCACCCACCUCAUGCUCUUCUCCCGCUCCGAGGGUGGCAACACGAACCUCCGGAUCGCCAUGGCCCCUCGAGGCCCUACCUUGCAUUUCCGGGUCGAAAAGUACUCCCUGUGCAAGGACGUCCAGAAGGUUCAGCGGCACGCUCGCGGCGGCGGCAAGGAGUACCUCACCCCGCCUCUGCUCGUCAUGAACAACUUCGCCACGCCCGGCGCCGAUGCCAAAUCGAAAGUGCCCAAGCACCUCGAAUCCCUCACCACGACCACCUUCCGAUCUCUCUUCCCCGCCGUCAAUCCGCAAGCGACGCCGCUCAAGUCGAUCCAGCGAGUCCUGCUGCUGAACCGGGAAAAGUCGGACGAGGAUGAUGGUACCUUCAUCGUCAACUUUCGACACUACGCCAUCACGACAAGAUCGGCUGGCGUUUCCAAACCGCUGCGGCGCAUCAAGGCUGCCGAGCAAUUCCUCGCCACCAAGACGAGCCGCCACAGCAAGAUGCCGAACCUCGGGAAGCUCGAGGACAUCGCCGACUACAUGAUCGGAGGCGAAGAGGGCUCCGGAUACGUCUCGGACGCCACCAGCGGCAGCGAGGCCGACACAGACGCCGAGGUUGAGGUCCUCGAUACGGCUCCGAGGAAGGUCCUCUCCACCAAGGCGCGCCUCGCCGCCGAGGCAAAGGGCGAGGAGGGCGUCGAGGAGGAGGAGGAGGAUGCGGUGGAGAGGCGAGCGGUCAAGCUGGUCGAGCUCGGCCCCCGCAUGAGGCUGCGACUGACCAAGGUUGAGGAGGGCCUGUGCUCGGGCAAAAUCAUGUGGCACGAGUACGUUCACAAGAGCGCCGAAGAAGUCAAGGAGCUCGAGAAGCGAUGGGAGAAGAGGAGGCAGGAAAAGGAAGCCCGCAUCCGGGAGCAAAAGGCCAACGUCGAGCGGAAGAAGGCGACCAAGGCUUCGAACAAGAAGGCCGGCGAGGGUGACGGCGACGAGGAGGAGGAGGAGGAGGACGACGACGACGACGAUGAGUACUACAGUGACAUGGAGAUGGACGAGCUUGACAGCGAGGGCCUAGCAGGCGAUGCCGAGUACAAGGUGAACGAGAAGAUGGAGGAGGACGGCGAGUGGGAGGAGGAAGAAAAGGAGAUUGGGAGGGGCCGUUGA